Messenger RNA from Trichoderma harzianum CBS 226.95, 1267 nucleotides. RefSeq lists its product as hypothetical. Gene Ontology annotation, molecular function: oxidoreductase activity, acting on the CH-OH group of donors, NAD or NADP as acceptor. The transcript has 3 exons. Gene Ontology annotation, cellular component: cytoplasm. Bases 180 to 1109 code for a protein of 309 amino acids. Lineage: Eukaryota; Fungi; Ascomycota; Sordariomycetes; Hypocreales; Hypocreaceae. The record is from RefSeq and is a predicted model, not a curated record.
GUCCAUUUGCAGGGCGAUACCUAGCACGUGCAUAUGCCAUGUAACACAACCUUGGAAUUGUCUCAAAAGACGUCAACUGUAGGUGGUCUAUAAAAUGGCUUUCAAUCUCAUGCGGGGAACCGAAAGCACCAGCCAGUAUCAACAGUAUAGCCUAGAAUAUCGUAUAUCGAAGCGAAAAUAUGACGCUUUCCGUGCUGGGAAAACAUGCCAUUAUCACCGGCGGUGGCUCAGGGAUCAAUCUUGCAUUUGCAAAGAAGCUCCUCUCUCGCGGGUGUUCCGUCUUGAUCGGUGACUUGGGUCUUCGUCCAGAAGCCCAGGAACUUCUGAAGCAAUAUCCACACGAGCCAUCGAAGUCGCCGUCUGCUUCCAGGCCGGCUGCACUAUUCAAGAAGACAGACGUGAGAUCUUGGCCACAGCUCACAGAACUGACCCGGACAGCCGAGGCAGCUUUCCCACAAGUCGAUAUUGUUGUGCCAGGAGCCGGAGUCUUCGAUCCCAAAUGGAGUUCCUUCUGGGAGCCGCCAAAGUCGGUAACAAAUCCAGACAGCCCAUCAACAGAUGAUGCGAAUGGCGAUCCGGGACAUUAUGCUGUGCUUGACAUCAAUUUAGUACACCCAAUACGGCUCAGCCAACUCGCCAUUGCACAUUGGACUUCGCGGCGAAUUCCGGGCUCGCUUCUGGUAGUCGGCAGCAUGGCUGGCUAUCUAUACGGCCUCGGGACGCCUAUGUAUCAUGCUAGUAAACAUGGCGUUCACGGCUUUGUCAGAAGUCUCGGUUAUCUACGAGAAACGGUUGGUAUUCGAACGGCAGCGAUUGCUCCAGGCGCUGUAAAUACACCACUUUUAACCGACGAUCUAGAAAGAAGAAACGCACUGAGGGCAGAUUUAGCGGCUAGCCCUGAGGAUAUUGCCGACGCCAUGUUGGAACUGCUGGAGGAUCCUCAAUAUGGCGAUGGGACGAUAUUCGAGGCGACGGCUGAAGGCACGAGGGUUGUGCCCGCGUUCAACGCCCCUAUGCCAGAGUUCAAGGAUGGAGCUAUAGCAGAGUAUAUGAUUGAAGUAGAGAGGAGAUUGAUCAAGAAGAUUACGGAGGAGGGUCUCAAGGUUUAAGUAGUUGACUCUAUGGGACUUCUGUGUGUAAGGGCAACGUUAUCUAUUAUGCUUUACAAGUCUUUCUAUGAGUAACACCAUCUAGGGUUUGUGAAAGAGACACUAGACACCCAUAGCACAAUAUAUACGGCGUUCAAUGUCAAGAAUGGCAAAGAAGC